UAUUGUCAUGUCAGGAUAGACGAAAGUGCCAAACGCAGAUCGCGUUUUGUUUCAUUAAAUUUCUUAAAGUAAGUGUUUGUUCAAUUAAUCGCGGGUUUAACGACUACAGGCGCAGGGUGCAUUGCUGCAUCCACUGAAUCAUGAGCUAUCAGAUACCAUCAUCGCAAAGUCGCACAAUGUCGCACAGCAGCUAUGGUGGGUCUGAUGUGCCCAUGGCACCAAGCAAAGAGCAGCAGACUUUGAUGUGGCAGCAGAACUCUUACUUAGUGGAUUCUGGUAUCAAUUCCGGAGCAGCUACUCAGGUACCAUCACUAACUGGCAAGGAAGAUGAUGAGAUGGAAGGAGACCAGCUCAUGUUUGAUCUCGAUCAGGGCUUUGCUCAGGGUUUUACCCAGGAACAAGUUGACGAUAUGAACCAGCAGCUCUCUCAGACUCGCUCCCAGCGUGUCCGUGCAGCGAUGUUCCCAGAGACACUGGAGGAAGGCAUAGAGAUCCCUUCCACUCAGCUGGAUCCCGCUCAACCCACCGCGGUGCAGCGCCUUGCUGAGCCCUCUCAGAUGCUCAAGCAUGCUGUUGUCAAUCUGAUCAACUAUCAAGAUGAUGCUGAUUUGGCUACCAGGGCCAUACCAGAGUUGAUCAAGCUUUUGAAUGAUGAAGAUCAAGUAGUUGUCUCCCAGGCUGCAAUGAUGGUGCACCAACUCUCCAAGAAGGAGGCUUCCCGUCAUGCCAUCAUGAACUCUCCCCAGAUGGUUGCUGCUCUAGUGCGCGCUAUCUCCAACAGCAAUGACCUUGAAACCACCAAAGGUGCUGUUGGAACUCUGCACAACUUGUCUCAUCACCGACAAGGUCUACUGGCGAUUUUCAAGAGCGGCGGAAUACCAGCUCUGGUUAAACUUCUAAGCUCUCCCGUCGAAUCUGUUCUGUUCUAUGCAAUCACCACUUUGCAUAAUCUCUUGCUGCACCAAGAUGGUUCCAAGAUGGCGGUUCGUUUGGCUGGUGGCCUGCAGAAGAUGGUAGCUCUGCUGCAGAGGAAUAAUGUCAAGUUUCUGGCUAUCGUGACUGACUGUCUUCAGAUCCUGGCAUACGGAAAUCAAGAGUCUAAACUGAUUAUUCUAGCCUCUCAAGGCCCGAUUGAAUUAGUGCGCAUUAUGCGCUCCUACGAUUAUGAAAAGUUGCUGUGGACUACUUCCAGAGUUUUGAAGGUGCUGUCUGUGUGCUCGAGCAACAAGCCGGCCAUCGUGGAGGCGGGUGGCAUGCAGGCAUUGGCCAUGCACCUCGGCAACCCGAGUGGCCGCCUCGUGCAGAACUGUCUCUGGACCCUGAGAAACCUCUCUGAUGCUGCCACUAAGGUGGAAGGUCUGGAGGCCCUGCUUCAGAGCCUGGUGCAGGUGCUGGCAUCCACUGACGUCAACAUCGUGACCUGCGCUGCGGGCAUUCUCUCCAACUUGACCUGCAAUAAUCAGCGUAAUAAGGUGACUGUGUGCCAGGCUGGUGGUGUGGAUGCGCUGGUGCGCACUGUGGUGUCGGCAGGUGAUCGUGAGGAGAUCACGGAGCCGGCGGUGUGCGCGCUGCGUCACCUCACAUCCAGGCAUCUCGAUAGCGAGAUGGCGCAGAACGCUGUGCGUCUGCAUUACGGACUGCCGGUGAUUGUGAAGCUACUGCAGCCGCCUUCGCGCUGGCCGCUGGUGAAGGCGGUGGUGGGGCUGGUGCGCAACCUGGCGCUUUGCCCCGCCAAUCACGCUCCGCUGCGCGAGCACGGCGCCGUGCACCACCUCGUGCGCCUCCUCAUGCGUGCCUUCAACGAUACCCAGAGACAACGGUCAUCAGUGUCGGGUGGAGGGGGCGGCGGCGGCGGCGCGGGCGGGGCGUACGCGGACGGCGUGCGUAUGGAGGAGAUAGUGGAGGGCGCAGUGGGCGCUUUGCAUAUCCUUGCGCGUGAGGGCCUCAACCGCCAACUCAUCCGCCAACAGAACGUCAUACCGAUAUUUGUGCAGCUGCUGUUCAAUGAAAUUGAAAACAUACAGCGCGUGGCGGCCGGCGUGCUGUGCGAGCUGGCGGCCGACAAGGAGGGCGCCGAGAUGAUAGAGGCGGAGGGCGCCACCGCGCCGCUCACCGAACUGCUGCAUUCACGUAAUGAAGGAGUAGCUACGUAUGCUGCGGCGGUGCUGUUCCGUAUGUCUGAGGACAAGCCGCACGACUACAAGAAGCGGCUCUCCAUGGAGCUCACCAACUCGCUGUUCCGUGACGAUCACCAGAUGUGGCCCAACGAUCUCGCCAUGCAGCCCGACUUGCAGGACAUGCUGGGCCCAGAGCAAGGCUACGAAGGCUUGUACGGCACUAGACCGUCGUUUCACCAACAAGCAGGCUACGAUCAGAUCCCGAUAGACUCGAUGCAGGGCUUGGAGAUCGGCAGCGGAUUCGGCAUGGAGAUGGACAUCGGGGAGACGGAGACGGCCGGAGGCGGGGGAGCCGACCUCGCCUUCCCCGAGCCUCCGCACGACAACAACAACGUCGCCGCCUGGUACGACACCGACUUGUAGGCCGACACCGACCUGCAAGCCCGCGCCGACACCGACACCGACAUCUCCCCAGCCUUAUCCCACUUAUAUGGGAUCGGCGCAUAACAUUUUAAUCUUUACGGCAACCCGCCUGCCUACACACACAAACACACACACAUGACUAAAAUGUGACGUCACUGAUGCAUACGUAACGUUUUGUCUUUUGUUUUGUUAGCUUGAUGACGUCACGUGACGUAACUAUGCACGGUGUCAUUUUGUCGAUUUGUGUUCUUUGUGAGCAAAUUAAAUAGUUAUUGAACUGAACCUAAACAAUAAAAACAACAAAAUUAAAAUAACAUGAUUUAUAUUUGAGAUGUGUGUUAUUGAAUACUUUACUAUGUGUUUGGUACGUCUGUAUGUUUUUUUGGUUUUUUAUUGUGAUUAAUUUUAAUGUUUAAGUUCCACUUAAUCACACAUUACAGUCUGUUUAGUACAAAUCUGUUUUAUGUUAUUUUGAAGUUUGGAAAUAUGGCCGUACGGACAAAAAAUCUGUGAUCAACUGUUUUCACUGGCGGAAUACUUGUAUAGAAACAUUGUAUGUGGAUUUUCAAACAUAAUAUGAAAGAUGACAUGUUUUUAUACAAAUGUCUCGACAAUGGAAACUUAAUAAAGAUAUAAUCAUUUAUACGGCAGCUACUUUUUUAAUACUUAAAUAAUUCAAAUUUAUUUUAUUACAUUAAUUGGCAUUGGUGCUAUUAACCAAGGGAAUAAGUUUUUGUUUUCACAAAAGUAUCGAGUGAUGUCCUGCAUCGAUUAUAUCGAAACCUUUUAUACGUUAAUGUAUGAAACACGUGUAAUCGGAACAAUAGGGUAAUGUUUAAUUUUAAGAUUUUUCUAGGCUUUAAAAUUUGUUAGUGUACUUUUCGACAUUAAGAUGUCAGCGUUCCUUAUUAUAAAUUAUAUUUUACCUUAC
This is a messenger RNA of Papilio xuthus (Asian swallowtail), 3471 nucleotides long. It is a transcript of the gene arm, whose product is annotated as armadillo. The coding region runs from base 141 to 2540 and encodes 799 amino acids. The record is from RefSeq and is a predicted model, not a curated record. Gene Ontology annotation, biological process: cell adhesion. The transcript has 15 exons. NCBI's taxonomy places the organism in Eukaryota, Metazoa, Arthropoda, Insecta, Lepidoptera, Papilionidae. Gene Ontology annotation, molecular function: cadherin binding.